Molecule: messenger RNA, 1256 nt
Organism: Vitrella brassicaformis
Lineage: Eukaryota; Vitrellaceae
Source: the annotation of a GenBank genome assembly
AUUCAUCGUUCAGUCCAGUCUCACACUGGCUGAUGGACAUAUGUAUGUGGGAUGGAACGAUGGAUGGAUGGAUGGAUGGGGUAUAGUCGCAUUCUCACUCCCCCCAUAAGCAAGCAAGCUAGAAUGCACACACGAGUACUCACUGUGCAGACCUAAGAGAGAGAGAGGAGGGAGAAAGAGCGACCGAUCUAUCCAUCGCCCGCUCGCUCCCUCAUGAGAAAAGAACAGCAAACUCCUGCAGGCAGGCACCAGCAGCACAACACAGCAGAGCAGAGCAUAGAGACGACACGGUGUGCGUGUCGUGGCGGUAGGAGGAUGGAUGGUGUGUGCGAACAAGAUGUGAUGUGUGUGCGUACGCUGUAGUCGACUUUCCCGUCCUGGUUUGUGUCAAGCUCUUUGACCAGCUUGGCGAUGUCUAUCGUCAUGGCGAAGUCGUCCUUCACUAUCUUGAUCAACUUGUCUGCACAACACGCACGAGAUAUAUACACACACACACACACACGGGAAGUUGACAAACAAAGCGUGAUCUGUCUGUCUGCCCUCGGCUCACCGACAUCGAGGAGGCCCGACUUGUCGGCCUCGCCGCCCAACGCUACCCACGCAUCCACUGACACACACGCGUACACACACACACACACACAGCCACGACUUAAAGCACAAGCGUCUCACACCGGCCUCCUCCGUGUCCUUCUUGUUGCGUGCGCACAGCACCAGUGUCCUGUUCGUCCUCGACGUUGCUGGUGGUGGAGCGUUGCUUCUCAAAGGCCUUGAGAAACUCCUCAAACUCUGCAGAUAGGCACACAGAUCUCCCCUCCCUCCCCACCCCACACGCACCCACCUAUGUACCUAUUUGCCCCGUGCCGUCUUCAUCGAUGUCGUUCAUGAACCGAAACAGCUCCUCCUCGGUCGGGUUCUCGCCUAUCGCUGCAGUGCACACACAACACAUCCCCCAUCCAGUCCAUCCUUUGCCCCUCCGGGCCCCACUCCCAGUCCGACUGACCUUCGAGCAGGAGCUUCAUCUCGUCCCUGUCGAUGGUGCCCGACCCGUCCGCAUCGAACGUCGCAAACGCCUGACGACACUUCUCGAUGAACACCUCGUCGAGCACCAUUGCUGUUCCGAGCGUCGAGUUGCGGUGGGCGCGGUGUGUUCGCGGUGAGGGGCGGCUAGAGAGGCUAGGGAAAGGGCACUGACUGAUGUCCUUGGUUUGAUUGCAGUCACUCGAAGCGGAAAGGCACAAUAGCACGGGACCCGUCCA